GUUUGCGGCACAUUUUGAGGUCACGUGGAUACAUUUGGGUUCCAUCAUAUCUUGCUGAGUAACGUUACUUUUACUUUACCUCCUGCAAAAUGUCCAAACUACAGUUGUUGAAUGUGUUUCUUACCAAGCGACUAACCGCGGCUGCUGUGGAGAUAUAUGUGGAAGUGGAAAAAACCAUAACAGAGUACGAGAACGAAAUGUCCAGUUCGAAGGAGGAAAUCAAGCGUUUACGGCGGCUACUGGAUUUGGUUUUCAAUCCCGAGAUAAAAUUACAUCGAGCAGACCUACAUCAGCUCGAUCUCCCAGAUGAGGUUUCUCCUGAGCAGCAGCACUGUGAGCAGGAGUGGAGCCCCAGUCUGAAGCAAGAGGACCCAGAGCCCUCGCAGAUUAAAGAGGAACAUGAAGUUUGGACUAGUCAGGGGGGAGAACAGCUUAAAGAGCUAGAGUCUGAUACCAAGGAGUUCAUAUUCACUCCCUCUGUGGAAAAUCUGGAACCACCUCAGACUUCACAUCUUUUCCAAAUGCAAAUUGUGGUCUCACCCACCAGUACAACUAAAGAGAUCAAGAUGAAACCAUGUCACAUUGGUGAAAACUCUUCUUGUCAUGUUUGUGGUAAAUGUUUUGACUGUAAAUCUGGUCUGGAAAGGCAUAUGAGGGCUCAUACUGGCGAAAAACCUUAUUGCUGCAGUGAAUGUGGCAAAUGCUAUAGUCAGAUAGGAAAUCUGAAAGUGCAUAUGAGGGGGCACACAGGGGAGAGAUCAUAUAGAUGCUUUUUGUGUGGAGAAUACUUCAUCACAGCAUCCCAAUUAAAAUCACAUAAAAUCACUCACACGCAGGGGAGUAAUAUAAUCCCGGGGACAUCCAAAAGCAAAUCUCAUUUGUAUGCUGGUAACAGUCGUGAGACUAGGGAGGGACCGUAUCAGUGCAAGGAAUGUGUUAAAUCCUUCAGGCAGAAGAGGAACUUGUUACGGCAUAUGAGAAAUCACACAGGAGCAAUUAAUGCAGCAAAUGCUUCAACUGGAGUGGAAAAAAUGUUUAUUACAUGAUUUACACAGAGGAGAAAAUGUAUUUUGUGUCCUAAUACUCCAGCAACGAAUUCAAACAAGUGAAAUCCACAUCAGGGCAAGGACUUUAGAAAAUGGUUUAGAAAGUUUGGAUUCGGAUAUCUUGAAAAUGAAAGGAGAAGGAAACAUGGGAGGAAACAUGAACGUGUCAUUUGGAUCAGUAGGAGUUGACUAAUGGACUUGUAGAACAUAAAAUUAUUUCAUUACAUUAUCACAUUUGUUGUUUUUGGCGAAGAUAUUUAGGAUUUGUAAGCAGUUUCAAACUUUUAUGAAUAGAAGUUGUACAGCUGUAUUCUAGAAUAUGGUGUGUUAAAAUUGACCAUUGAAUCUAACAUUUUGAACCUGGGGAGGAUCACAUUCCCAGUCAAUCCCCAUCUAAAUUGAUAAUGCAUUUCUGCAAACUCUAUUAUCCUCUGCGGGUUGCGAGGCAGAUGUUUUUACAGAUGCUCUUAAACAUGAAUGGCAUACGACAGUCUUUUCUGGGACAAACAUUACUGUGUUAAAAACAAAUGUAUAUUUGAAUAAAGAUGUGUUUUUAAAUGGA
This is a messenger RNA of Oncorhynchus keta (chum salmon), 1608 nucleotides long. Its product is annotated as zinc finger protein 572-like. The coding region runs from base 90 to 1046 and encodes 318 amino acids. The transcript is spliced from 2 exons. Lineage: Eukaryota; Metazoa; Chordata; Actinopteri; Salmoniformes; Salmonidae. The record is from RefSeq and is a predicted model, not a curated record. Gene Ontology annotation, biological process: regulation of cytokine production; regulation of immune system process; negative regulation of transcription by RNA polymerase II.